This is a messenger RNA of Poeciliopsis prolifica (blackstripe livebearer), 1536 nucleotides long. RefSeq names its product circumsporozoite protein-like. Bases 221 to 1057 code for a protein of 278 amino acids. The transcript is spliced from 4 exons. The record is from RefSeq and is a predicted model, not a curated record. Lineage: Eukaryota; Metazoa; Chordata; Actinopteri; Cyprinodontiformes; Poeciliidae.
UUAAAGCUUAGAGUUUGCAUCCACAUUUCCUCAAUGUUCAGAAUGAGUCAGGAAAGACCAUACCUUACACAACCAGCUAUCUAUCCACACACCUCCAAGCAAUAGCUGGAUUUUGGAUAACUAAGAUUUGGACCACAGUCUGCAGAUUCAUCAGGUGUUGCAUACCAGGAAACUUUAGAGCUGACUGAGUUUUUCUGGUCACACAAAACUUCAGGACAAGAUGACAGAAACUCCCCUAAAACAAUGGAAGAGUGGUCUCUUUGACUGCUUUGAAGAUGUCAGUACUUGUUGCUAUGGCUGCUGGUGCUGCCCUUGCCUUGCCUGCACUGUUUCAAGAAGAUUUGGAGAGAACCCCUGUCUGCCUUUAUGUGACAUCCUGACUUGUUGUACAAUUCCUCUGGGUGGGACUCCUUUCACUAUCCCCCCUGCAGCAUUAGCUUUGAGGGCUUCCAUUCGUGUCAAACGGGGCUUACAGGGUUCCCUCUAUACCGACCUGGUUGCUUCCUGUUGCUGUGUCUGGUGCUCCUGGUGUCAGAUGCAUCGUGAACUAAAGGAUGAUACUCCUCUCGUUGUUGUGGUGCAGCAGCCCCAGAUGCCUCAAUCUCCAACUGUGCUCAAUGUGCAGGCUAAUCCUGUCAUGAUGGUUAAUCAAAACUCUGCUCCACUUCCUGUUGGUUAUCAAAACCCCGGUCAAGGCCCUGUUGGGUUUCAAAAUCCUCCUCAAAAUCCUGUUGGGUUUCAAAACCCUCCUCAAAAUCCUGGUGGGUUUCAAAAUCCUCCUCAAAAUCCUGGUGGGUUUCAAAAUCCUCCUCAAAAUCCUGGUGGAUUUCAAAAUCCUGGUGGGUUUCAAAAUCCUCCUCAAAAUCCUGGUGGGUUUCAAAAUCCUCCUCCAAAACCUGCUGGGUUUCAAAAUCCUCCUCCAUAUCCUGAUGAGUGUCAAAAUCCUCCUGCAUAUCCUGAUGAAUUUCAAAAUCCUUCUCAAACUACUGAUGGCUUUGAAAAUCUUUCUGAAAAUCUUGCUGGGUUUCAAAAUCCUCAAACCCCAGAUGGAUUUUAAAAUCCUUCCCCUGCUGGUUUGAAUUCCUAACAAAAAAUGAAAAUAUUUGCAAACAUUUACGUUCAUCAGAUCAGUUGUAAUCAUGUAAUUGUAUUUAAUUUUAACUUUAUCCAGUAAAUUCACUGUCAAUGCUUCAAAUAAAAGUGAUGGGAGUUGAAUAUGACCUUAAGUUUCUUUGUAUAUUAACUUUCUUAUAAACAUUGUAUAAUUGUUUAAUCAGUUUGAAAUAAAAAACACAAGUCCAAUAACAAAAUCAAUGUAUUUUACUGAAUUUCAUUGUUUCUACUUGACUCAGGAAAUCAGUUUUAUGCACCUCAUUGCAGUUGACCAGAUUACUUUAAACAUUUUUAUUAUUAAAAACUGUAAAUUUCCUUUAAUUACAACAUUGUUGUGGGUUGGUCAGAGUUUUUCACUCCUCCUGAGUCACUGCCUCCUUGCUGUUCUGCUCAGUCAGAAUGUUGCUGAUGUCAGAAAAAUCU